UGCUGUCUCCAAAACAAGCAGGGAAAAUGGCGGCCGUCUGUGAUUUUGACAUAUCCAGUGAAAACAUCUGAGUGAAAUUGUAUAACGUAAAGAAUUAUGUCUGAUCAAGAAAAAGGUGAAGUUCCAGGUGAGUCUGCAGACAAGGAGGAUUCUCCCCAACAAGAGACUGCUCAGGCAGAGGAUGCUCCCCAGGAGACAAACCAUGCCCCUGAUGAAGCACAAGGAGACACUGCUCCUGUACAGGUGCCUGGAGAAUCAGAGAAACCUGAGGAGGGAGGGUCGGCUGGUGUAGAAACAACAGGGGACACCAAUGUACCUGUUGAUAGUGAGGUUCAGAAGGAAGAAGGAACAACAGAACAGGGUCAGAAGGAAGAAGUGACAGACGAGAGUCAGAAGGAAGAAGCUACAGCAGAAGAGGGUCAAAAGGAAGAAGUAACAGCAGAAGAGGAGGGUCAGAAGGAAGAAGUAACAGCAGAAGAGGGUCAGAAGGAAGAAGUAACAGCAGAAGAGGGUCAGAAGGAAGAAGUAACUGCAGAAGAAGAGGGUCAGAAGGAAGAAGUAACAGUAGAAGAGGGUCAGAAGGAAGAACAGAAGGUUGAUGAAGCGGAAAAGACAGAACAGGAACACACUGGAGAAGUAAAGGCUGAAACUGAAAAGGUAACAACUGAACAAAACGAUGAAGUCGAUGAUGAUGUGAAGGAGCAGGAUAAGCCAGAGCUGGAGGACAAGCCUGAGGUAGAAAGAGCUCCUUCCGUAGCAGAGGUGGGCACUGAGAUGAAGAAGACAGAGCCUGACGAGAAGCAAGCAACCCCAGUGCAACCAACUCCUCCGGUGAAGACCAAGAUCAACCUUGAUGCUACUGCCACAGUGAAGUUUGUGUUGAUGCCAAGCGGUCAAGUGGUCACUCUGGCAUGUACAUUGGGUCAGACUCUCCUGCAGCUUAAGGAACAUUUUUCCAAUGAACUCAAGAUGCCGGUUAAUCUCAUCAUGAUCAUGCAUGAUGGUAAAGGUAUAAGCGAGAAGUCAACUCUGGCUGAUCUGGGUGUCGGUCCUAAUGGCACAGUUCAGCUGGAGAUGCAGUCAGCAGAUCCUGUCAACACACCCAUUAAGUCGUACCGUCCUCGUCAGGAGUAUCACAUGCCUGAUGUCAUCACUGUGAGGGUGCAGGGAGAUGUAGAUGAUGGAGAUCCCAGAGACAUUGUAGUUGAGAUUGAACGAGCCACAAAGAAGAAGCCAUUCUUGGGAGGAUUUCGUCACAAAACAACUGGUGUGGAGUACCACAACGCUUCAGCACAGACAGUCACCAAACCGAGACCUGUGUCUAAUAUAGAACGCUUCUGUCGGGACACACAGACAGUCCAACAGCAUCACCAGCGACAGCAGACCACCAAUGACACAUCAACACAGAUGACAAAGAUUGGUGUGUAUGUGUCCAAUAUGCCAGACAAACUUCUCAUCCCCGGCCAGUACACGACAGCUGAUGACCAUCUGGCCAUGCUUCUUAGAAAGAUCAUCAUCAUCCAGAAGUACUACCGCCGCCGCUGGUUGGCCAAGAGAUACGUACACAAGCUGAAACAAGACAAGCAGCGUAGGUUGGAGUGGGAGAAGGAGGAAGAAAUCAGGAAGAAGAAAGAGAAGGAAGACAGAAUAAAGAAGGAAUUUGCAAGACGAAUGAAUCCAAAGAACAAAGAAGACUUUGAUCUUCUCUUUCAUGCCUUGGAAAAGUGGAGGCAGGAGGAGAUAGAGCGCAUCAACACCACCCUGGAAGGUGCUGAGAGGAAGGCUGCUCUCUGUAUGUUGCUGGACCAGGAGACCCAGCUGUUGGCGGCCAUCGACCGGCACAAGCUGGAGGCUGGCACUGAGAACAAGGAAAUGCGUAUCCAGAGUUUCCUGGAGAAGGCUGCUGCUCCCAAGAAAUGGAAGGGUCAUGAUGGAAAGCUCACUGAAAUGGACACCCCAUACACAAUUCGAGCACGAGAACUGCGAGAUAUAUACAACAGUAUUAACAUGAAGUAUCUCACUCAAGAUGAGCGACUGGAUGUCCUUCUCACUCUCAAACACACUGUCAAGGAGCAUGACUGCAAGUUGACACAGGAGAUCAUCGAACUGAUUGACAGAGAAGCUGACCUGUUGAUGCGGGGUGUGAAGGAAACAAACUUGGAUGGACUGAGAAAAAGAAUCUCAACCCUUUUCCUCCAGUACAUCAAAACUCCCACUUUCAACCCCGAGUCUGCCAAACUCCUCAAGGUACCCCAAGAUCCAUCCACUCUCCGCAAGAACAUCUACUUCUGUCCAAGCUGCAACAGUUACCUCCCCUCCACCGAGUUCUCCCUGUCCUCCAACUCACGCUAUGUUGGCAAGUGUCGCCGCUGUGGCAAGACCGACAAUGAUGCUCGAGUUCGCCAGGACUUCAGCCAUUUCCGCUUCAUGCUGAAGUCACUGCGGAAGGCUGAGGAGGGAUAUGGGGACGGAUCCCAGAUUGCAUUCUUGUUGCAGGAAAACGACCUGCAGUACUUGGUGGAGAACAUCUGGAACAGCCAGAGCAUCCUGAGUGCCUGGGAGGACCUGUAUGACCUGAUGCUGGUGCGCUGGGACAAGCAUGAUGAGUGGUCGCCUUGGAACUGUGUGCUUCUUACCAAGGAGGAGGCCUCAGCACAUGACAGGCUACACAGUCUAGAAGAGGGUUACGGCCAAGUGUUCAUCCUCAAAGUGAAGCAGAAGCACACACUGGCACGGAACUACUUUUCCCGUCUCCCUGGGAUGGCGGAACUCAUCAGGAAGAGGACAGGCAUGAGGGACAUCCAGAGUAACAGAGGACCAUCCGUGGCCGGAACAGCGGUCCCAGUACAACAGAAGGCAUGAUCCUCCAUAUACACGUCUCUUUGACAGGAAUACCAAGC
Molecule: messenger RNA, 2900 nt
Organism: Haliotis rubra (blacklip abalone)
Lineage: Eukaryota; Metazoa; Mollusca; Gastropoda; Lepetellida; Haliotidae
Product: IQ and ubiquitin-like domain-containing protein
Exons: 12
Coding region: 97-2862 (921 amino acids)
Biological process (GO): cilium assembly
Cellular component (GO): acrosomal vesicle; motile cilium
Molecular function (GO): protein binding
Source: RefSeq, a predicted model, not a curated record